Molecule: messenger RNA, 1920 nt
Organism: Gastrolobium bilobum
Lineage: Eukaryota; Viridiplantae; Streptophyta; Magnoliopsida; Fabales; Fabaceae
Product: cell division control protein 6 homolog B-like
Exons: 18
Coding region: 241-1665 (474 amino acids)
Biological process (GO): DNA replication initiation; mitotic DNA replication checkpoint signaling; cell division
Cellular component (GO): nucleus
Molecular function (GO): ATP hydrolysis activity; DNA replication origin binding
Source: RefSeq, a predicted model, not a curated record
AUCCAAGAGAUGCGAAAUCGUUUGGCCAUGGCGCGGGAAAAUGAGAUGAAAAUGAGCGCGCCAACAUCAUCUUCCCGCUCAACAACAAAGCUUCUAUGCUCAUUUCCUUAUUCAUUUUUGACAUUAACCAUAAAAACACUUUUCUUUCUCUUUUUCUACUCUUUCUCGGUGACCAAACACCUGAUUAGGGUUCGUUCUUCUUCUUUUGCACAAGCUCGGAUUUAGUUCUCACCAUCACCAAUGCCAGCAAUUGCAGCCAAGCGCAGAUCAAGAUCUCCUGCCCCUUCCCCUCCUGACCGUAAAUUGCCCCGCCGAUGCACUGCCACAGCUCGAAAUAAAAUUGGCAUCGAUGAAAACCAAGCUGAAUUGCUGAAACCUGCAGCUUUGAAGCCCCAAUGGAAUCCCAAAGAUGGUGAGCAAUUGAGGAUGGUGAAGGAGGCAUUGCACUUGUCUACUGUACCAUCUACAAUUUGUUGCCGCGAUGAGGAGCAAGAUGUGGUUUUGAGGUUCUGCAAGCGGUGCAUUGAGCAUGAGAAGGCUGGGAGUCUGUAUGUAUGUGGGUGUCCCGGAACUGGGAAAUCAUUGUCUAUGGAGAGGGUGAAAGAGCUUUUGAUGAACUGGGCUACAGAGGCUGGUUUCUCGCUGCCAGAUAUUUUAUCUGUAAAUUGUACAUCCCUUGCCAAUACAUCUGAUAUUUUCACUAAGAUACUUGGGUUAAACCAAGGACGGGGAAAAAAGGUUUCAGCCACACCCUUACAACAACUUCAGAACAUAUAUUCUCAGAAAUCAUCUAUCAAGAACAUGAUAUUGAUAGUAGCUGAUGAAUUAGAUUACCUAAUAACCAAAGACAGAGCUGUGCUCCAUGAUCUUUUCAUGCUUACUACCUUCCCAUUUUCCAGAUGUAUAUUAGUAGGUGUAGCAAAUGCAAUUGACCUAGCUGAUCGAUUUCUUCCGAGGCUUACAUCAUUAAAUUGCAAGCCUAUUGUUGUAACUUUUAGGGCAUACUCUAAAGAUCAGAUCCUUAGGAUUCUCGAAGAAAGGCUAAAUGAACUUCCUUACACUGUCUUCCGACAUCAAGCACUGGAACUAUGUGCUAGGAAAGUUGCUGCAGCUUCUGGAGAUAUGCGGAAUGCUCUUUGUAUAUGCAGGAGUGCAAUAGAGAUGCUAGAAGCAGAAAUUAGAGAAUCUGCCUGCAAUUUGAAUACUUCAUUGGAAGAGAAGUCAUCCUCCCAGCAAAGUCUUGCUACAGCUCCUGAUUUUAUGAAAAAACAAGAAUUUGAUAUUGUAAGGGUUGAUCAUAUGGCUCUUGCCUUGUCAAAGACAUAUAGAUCACCGGUGGUGGAUACAAUACAAUCUCUGCCACAUCAUCAACAGAUUAUACUUUGCUCUUUGGUGAAGCAAUUCCGUGGAGCCAAGAAAGAUGCAAUCCUUGGGGAGUUGUAUAAGUCUUAUAUGGAGAUAUGCAAAUCAUCACUCAUUCCCCCGGCAGGGAUCCUAGAGUUUUCAAACAUGUGCAGAGUGCUGAGUGGUCAGGGGCUGAUUAAACUAGGACAAUCCCGAGAGGAUAAAUUGAAAAGAGUGACACCCAAAGUAGAUGAGGGUGAUAUUACUUUUGCAUUGCAGGGAAUCCGUUUUUUUCAAAACUGUCUUAAAUGUUUCUGCUGAUAGACUGGUGGUUUUCAUUCAGCUUGAUGUGAGACUGUAGAUUCUUCCAUAGAUUAAGGUUAGUUCAUUUGGGUCAGACUGUUGUCCUCAUUGUAUGAAGUGGAUAUACUCGAUGAAACAUACAGUAGCAGAAUUUUCAGCUACGGAGGAUUUUUUUUUUUUUUUUUCAAGAACGAAUAAUAGCAAUAGAAGAAAGCAUUGCAAAUAAUAUAAUAUUGAUAUUGUAGAAAUUCUUAAACUUCAUCAAUUUGGGAU